Molecule: messenger RNA, 6507 nt
Organism: Spea bombifrons (plains spadefoot toad)
Lineage: Eukaryota; Metazoa; Chordata; Amphibia; Anura; Pelobatidae
Gene: AKAP13
Product: A-kinase anchoring protein 13
Exons: 32
Coding region: 78-6032 (1984 amino acids)
Biological process (GO): regulation of Rho protein signal transduction; positive regulation of canonical NF-kappaB signal transduction; adrenergic receptor signaling pathway
Cellular component (GO): actin cytoskeleton; membrane
Molecular function (GO): guanyl-nucleotide exchange factor activity; MAP kinase scaffold activity
Source: RefSeq, a predicted model, not a curated record
UGCAUUUUCCUCAAGAAAGUACUUCCACGCCAACCCCAGUUUUGGAACCUUCAGUCGUGGAGGCCUCAAAUACAUGCAUGGCUUCAAUAACAGGGCAAACCGAUGAGAAAACAAAUAUUUUUCAAAAUCAGUUAGAUACUUUGGACCUGCCUGAGAGUGAUCAACAACAGAAUAUUUUAGAAACGGAAAUAGAUAAAGUUCUUAAACCUAUGGAUUCUCACAACCUGGAUAUUAAAGCUGAGACUCCUCUUUCAGAAUUUGGAGAAAGCAUUAAAAGCGCAGAACUUUCAGGUAGAAGUUUAUCAGAAAAAGCACAAAGCCAGGAAGCAGAUCUCUGUCACAACAAACUUCUUGAAGAAAGUUCUUCCCUAACGUUCCAGAGUCCCGAUACUUGCCUACUGACAGAAUGCAAGGACGAAAACAUAAACUCAGCUGCUGAUGAACCAAACCAAUCUCUUACUAAUCCUAGUAUCGAGUCUUUUGUAGCAGAUUUACUGCAGGGGAUUAUAACAGAGCUGGAAAUGACUACAUCACCUGUUCUUACAGAGAAGGAGCAAAUGUUAACUUGUGUUGAAAAUGUCAAGCUUCCACCUGCUGGGCAGGCUGCCCCACUGCAUAGUGAAUUGAGUGUGUGUGCUGAAGGAGUGUUAAGUAGAGACAUGGACACUCCCUCGCUGUUUAAUAAUAAUGACUGUCUGCAAAACCAGGAAGUCGUUACCGAGCAUUCAGUAUACAAACAUGCAAGCACUGAAAUGCAGGAGGCUGCUGUGACUACAACCUGUCAGGCAAACAUUGACCAGGAGCAACUUAUUGACUGUGAACAAGAUCAAAAGAAUGGGGUGCUUUAUAUGAUCUACAGUGAACCGGAUACCCAAAGAGCUCAAGAUGACCUUUUCAGUUUGCCUCUUUUUAGUCAAAGUGAAGUAACUGGGUCUGAUAAGGUGGAACAGAAGCCGCAGACUAAAGAAGGUUGUACCGGUUCUUCUGAAGAAGGUGAGCUGAAGCCACUAAACGGUAAUAAUCUCCAAACAAAUGAGUCCAAGAGGGCAUUAGAGGAAUGUUCAGCGGAAAGCAUGGUUGAGAACGAAGCGGAAAUGGCGCAGGCAAUUCCACCAAAUGACCUCUCAGCUCUAGAGCCACCAUGUCUUCUUACUUGCGAAAAGGAGGAGCCAGAAGAGGUUGUCAAGGAUUCUGUAGUGGAGGAUGACACAGACGAGGAGGAUCCUGAAAUCUUGAAGCUCUCCCGAGCAUCACUUCAUCCAAUAGCAGAGGAAUCUUUACAGAACGGAGACUCCAGUUCUGAUACCGCAUCAACAUGCAGUGACAGUGAAGUCUCCUCUGACUCUAUUAAUUCAGAGAAGACAGCAGAGUCGGAUGAAGAGGAGCCGGACGCCAUCAAGCAAAAAGUGGAUUCAGUGGAGCAGCUUUCACAUAAUGAAGAGGUUUCUACAGUGAGCUUACUCAAAGGUCCUAGUAGUACACCUGGUGUGGAGGAUGGAUUGGUUACUGAUCCUGGAUUAUUAGUUAGCGAGUCUCCCCAGUCUGUUUUGCAGUCUGAUACGCUGCAGGAUAAAUGUAAUGAUGUACAGGACCCUAGUGACCCUACUUGUUCACUUAAGGAGGAAGAUUCUGGACUGGAUUUAUCUGUGAACAUGGAAGAGAUUGCCUGCCCCAGUGUAUCUGACACAGACAUGGCCUCAGCAGAAAACCAGGCCGGAAAGACCGAGGACGACGUGGACUUUGUAAAACAGCUGUGGACGUUGUCUGAGACUCAGUCGAUUAACAGAGAUAUCUGCUGCCCCAUAGACCAGUGUUCACAUACAGAUCUGCUUGGUCCAAAAGAAACAAAUAAUUCUACAGACUGUAAGCACUUUUUGGAAGAUGGUCUGGAAACAGGAGGUUCAUCUCAGCCAUCACUGAAACAGGAUUCUGCCAGUGACCCGGAUUUGACUUGCGUGUCUUCUGAAGUGCUGGAUGAAAUGGUUUUCACAAAGCUAGAAGAGCAGUCCCCUUGCGAUGCUACCAGCUCAAGCUCUUCAACAGAUGACACGGCUUCUCUGGAAAGGCACUCUUCCCGCGGCAGUGAUAUUUCUCUUCCUCAUGGACUGAACACGAGAAAGCACAAGAACCGACACAGUCUGGACAGCUGCUGCAGCAGCACCGUGACGGCAUCUGUGGAUGAGCGAGAAAGCGAGCACACAGAGGUAUCUGAAAUGGAAGGAGAAGAGAUGGACAGCAUCACGGAGGUCUCAAUGCCCUCAUCCCGAUCAAAGAACUCCAUGCGCUCGCUUUCUCCGUUCAGACGGCACAGCUGGGAGCCUGGUAAACAUACCGGCAACGAUACGGAGAUCAACCGCAGGAGUUCAUUGAGAGCUCUGGGGGAUGUUGUAAGGAGGCCUUCCGCUCAUAGAAGAAGUAUGAGCUGGUGUCCUUCUGCUGUGCAAUUCACUUCUGUGGGUGGUGACUUUAAUUAUAGAAGUUACAGCUUGGAAGGCCUUGCAGGAGAUGCUGAAGAUAAGAAACCCCCAGGUAGUACUUUGGAGGCGUCUUCCGCUUGUUCUAGGAAGUUGGUGGGGAGGCAGAGUUAUGAAGGAGAGGAUCGAGGCUCUUUGGUUUCCCUUACAGAAGAGGAACAGGAAUCUGAACAGAGAAUGAACAGAACUUUCCAACACGAGGACUCUGAAAGAGCUCACAUGCGUGGGUUUCCAUUUUCCAGUUCAGCUCCAGCUCCUCAUUUGACAAAAUCUAUGUCGCUGUCAACAAUAAGCCAUUCUGCAACAGAGAGUUCCCGUUCAUUAAGCAACACAAGCAGUUCGUUGUCUCAGAGCAUAUCUGAGGAAAGCUGCACCCUCUUGCCUACAAGCCCUUCACGGAAAGACAUAGAAGCAAAAAGCGGGACGAAAGUAAGCCGUACAUUUAGCUACCUCAGGAACAAAAUGUCCAGUGGAAAGAAGACCAAGGAGAAGGAAAAGGAAAAGGAGAAGACGAAAGAAAAAGACAAGGACCCAAAGGAAAAAGAGAAAGAUAAAAAGACUGUGAAUGGCCACCUCUUUAGCUCUACCCCUUUGGUGGGGCCGAUCUCCUGCAACCACUGUUCCAAGGGAUUCGCCGGGAAAGAUGGCUACCUCUGUGCAAAUUGCAACUCGAUCGUACACAAAAGCUGCCGAGAGAAUUACACUCCUUGUGCAAAGGUCAAAAUGAAGCAUCAAAAGGUUCUUCAACCUCACGAUACCUCCUCAUUACCCGCUGUCAUAAUGAGAAACAAAGGUUCACAAACAAAGGAGAGGCCUCGCUCUGCAAUUGUUGCUCCAGAUGAAAACACAUUUUCAGCAUUGAUAAGUAACAGACGGCCCCAAACAACACUCUCUAUUUCAAAAAGUAUCUCGACUCAGAAUAUUGCAGGGGUUGGAUAUGAUGAGAGCCUUCUUACUACCUGGAGGGUCCUAUCACAGUCAACAGACUCUUUACACAAAAUCUGCAAGGUCAACGAGUCCAUGGAGUCACUUGUUGAUGAAGGGAUGGAUUUGAAUGAGGGACAACUCAUGGGUGAAUUCGAGAUGGACUCGAGGCAGCUAGAAGCAGAGUCCUGGAGCCAGGUGGUGGAUAGCAAAUUUCUUCGACAGUUGAAGAAGGAUGUAGUGAAGCGUCAAGAUGUCAUCUAUGAGCUAAUGCAGACUGAAAUGCACCACGUCAGGACGUUGAAAAUCAUGAGUGACGUGUACAGCCGUGGCAUGGUGACGGAGCUGCAGCUUGAGCAAAGUGUCUUGGAAAAGAUCUUUCCCUGUUUGGAUGACUUGCUGAACAUCCACAGUCAGUUCUUUCAGCAGAUCCUCGAGAGGAAGAAGGAAUCUAUGGCUGACAAAAGUGACAAGAACUUUGUCAUCAAGCAAAUCGGGGACAUUCUCGUCAAUCAGUUUUCCGGAGAAAACGCAGAGCGGAUGAAGAAAACGUAUGGCAAAUUCUGCGGCCACCACAACGAGGCCGUUAAUCACUUCAAGGAUCUCCUGUCCAAGGAGAAGAGGUUUCAGGCCUUCAUAAAGAAAAAGAUGAGCAGUGCCGUGGUGCGAAGACUGGGAAUCCCAGAAUGUAUUUUACUGGUUACCCAAAGGAUCACAAAGUAUCCUGUUCUUUUGCAAAGAAUCUUGCAGUAUACUAAGGAAAAUGAAGCGGAGCAUCAAGAUGUAGCCCAGUCUCUAAAUUUGGUAAAGGAUGUUAUAACCGCGGUGAAUAGCAAAGUCAGCAAUUAUGAGAAGAAGAUGCGUCUCCAUGAAAUCUACAGCAAGACAGACAGUAAGUCCAUUCAGAGGAUGAAGAGCGGCCAGAUGUUUGCUAAGGAGGAUCUGAAGCGACGGAAACUCGUUCGAGACGGUUCAGUCUUUCUGAAGUCCACCACGGGUCGGCUGAAAGAGGUCUUGGCGGUUCUGCUGUCGGACAUUCUAGUCUUCCUCCAAGAAAAGGAUCAGAAAUAUGUAUUUGCAUCACUGGAUCAGAAAUCAACUGUCAUUUCUUUGAAGAAGUUGAUUGUGAGGGAGGUGGCGCAUGAAGAGAAAGGCUUGUUCUUAAUAACUAUGGGAGUGAAGGACCCAGAGAUGGUGGAAGUUCAUGCAAGUUCGAAGGAGGAAAGGAACAGCUGGAUUCAAACUAUCCAGGAUACCAUAAACACAAUGAACAAGGAUGAAGAUGAGGGUGUACCAAGUGAGUCAGAAGAAGAAAGAAGAAUAUUGGACACUAAAGCAAGAGAGCUAAAAGAGCAACUUCAGCAGAAAGAUCAGCAAAUUAUAACAUUAUUGAAAGAAAAAGAGAAGAUUUUUCAAAGUUUGACUGACUGCUGUGGCAAUGAAGAGAGCUCUCCCACCGCAUCUGGUCGAAUGUUGUUCAGAGCAGACACAGAGGACAGCCCCAGAGGAGAGCCGGUAAUGAAAAGUGCAAUGAAAGAAGUUGAGACGCUUCAGGGCCUAGUGAACAAGAAUCUGUGGAGCAGCGUGGGCCAGCCGGCUACCAGCCCCACGGAGCUGGAACCUGGAGUGGGCCCUGUUUCCCUUCCCCGAAGAGCCGAAACAUUUGGGGGGUUUGAUAGUCAUCAGCUGAACGUUUCAAAAGUUGGCGAAAAAGAGGAAGGAGAGGAUACUCAGGAUCUCCGUAGAACCGAAUCGGACAGCGUUCUGAAAAAGGGGACAAAUGCCAAUUUGAUGUUUAAAAGAAACAGUGAGCAAGUUCUCCAGUCUGUUACCAAUCUCCAUAAAUUUCUGAGCACUUUGCAGGCUGUGGUGUUACAGCAGGACACCUACAUAGAGGAUCAGAAGCUGCACCUCAAUGAGCGAGCUCUCACAAGGACUUCUUCGAGACCAAACUCGCUGAUUGAGCAAGAAAAGCAGAGAAGCUUAGAAAAACAGCGACAGGAGCUUGCGAACCUUCAGAAGCAACAGGCGCAGCACUUAGAGGAAAAGCGUAAAAAGGAACGUCAGUGGGAAGCUCGAGAGAAGGAGCUGGCGGAGCGGGAAGCUCGACUGGCAGAGCGAGAGGAAUUGGCACGGAAAGGCGUUCUAGAGGUGGAGCAAGAAAGGGCCGAGCUUCAGAACAAGAAAGAUGAAUAUCAGCGAGAUCUAGAACGUUUAAGAACAGCCCAAAAACAACUGGAAAAAGAAAGAGAACAGAUGAAGAAAGAUAUGGAAAAUGUAUCAGAAAAGAACAGGAGGACAGAACACAGUCAGGUUUCAUGUCAACAAGAUAAACUCAGCAAGAUGCCCUCACUUACUGCUGGCACAGACUGCAAAUGGCACAGUUCUAGUUCUUCCAAACAGGAACAUUUAGAAUCUGAGCUUUCUGCUUCCCCCAAAAAGGAAAGUUUGUUACGGACUGACAGCAAACAGAAAGGAAAAAGCCACUUCCCUUGGCACAGCACAAACCAGACUAACAAGGUAUCAAAGCCAAAGGAGAAAAAGGACAAGAAGAAGGGCAAAGGUGUCCGAUCCCCAGGCACAGAUACGCAUACUGUGGAAGGAGCUACUCCGGAAGAAGAGAUAUUCUGCUGAUCUUCCGAACUCUCCAUUGGUACCAGCAACCUCAACAAGGACAUUGAUCGGAGCGAGUCCGGUCCGCAGUGUGCCAGCUGUGCUGAUUUGCAUGGUCAUUGACCACCGUUUUGGAGAGAACUGCUGUAUUCUGAUGUUUGAUGGUGAAAGGGUUUGUUUUAGACACACUGAUUACUGUACAUGCUGAAUCCACAGUCAGGAUCGUUCCCUCCUCAUAUAGGAAACUCAUCACGAAUACUGCGAUUAUCCAGCCAACAGCAAAUUCCCAUUGCCACAUCUUUCCUUUGUGGUCAUACUUUCCAUAAAACCUCUAAUCUCCAGGUCCUGGCAUCCUUUUGUUUACCGAAUGGACCGAGGAGAAGAUUAAGGAUGCAUCCCAACACCAAAACACGGGGUACAUUUAGAUUUGCAUUUCGGCUUGGUCUGUGAAUGCACCAUAGUAUUCUUUCAACACAUCAGGACCAUCCUAGUGAGA